Myotis daubentonii (Daubenton's bat) is the source of this 6289-nucleotide messenger RNA. It is a transcript of the gene RUNX2, whose product is annotated as RUNX family transcription factor 2. Gene Ontology annotation, biological process: neuron differentiation; regulation of transcription by RNA polymerase II; ossification. NCBI's taxonomy places the organism in Eukaryota, Metazoa, Chordata, Mammalia, Chiroptera, Vespertilionidae. Bases 1032 to 2480 code for a protein of 482 amino acids. Gene Ontology annotation, molecular function: RNA polymerase II cis-regulatory region sequence-specific DNA binding; DNA-binding transcription factor activity, RNA polymerase II-specific; ATP binding. Gene Ontology annotation, cellular component: nucleus. The record is from RefSeq and is a predicted model, not a curated record. The transcript has 6 exons.
AAAAAUACUGACAGUCAGAUCAGCCGGCAGCUCUCUGGCGUCGCAGCUUCCACCUCGUCGGACCAAGAGGGGGUUCCUUGCCCUGGGGGCGGGGGGAGGCGGGGAGAAGCAAGAGGACGCGACCAGGCGAGAUCCCCCAAGACCCGGGCGCUCUGGGCUUCGGAAGCUGCGCUCGGCGUCCCGGGGGCUCCUUCUCGCGGCCGGCGGGCGGCGGCAGCGGCUGCGAUUCGAACGCGAAUGCUCCAGAUCCGUUGCCCCGAGAUCCGCUGCCCGAGACUUACCUCCUGGCACCUCGAAGCGCGAGGGUCAGGGGAGCUUUGCAAGCAGCAGGAGGGAGUGGACGCAAGGAGGUGGCGGUGAGAGGGAGAGAAGGGAAAGGAAGGAGCGGAGCCGGGGAGCCUGGCUGGCAGCCGCCGCGGGAGGACUCUGAGCGCGCAGCCGGCGCGGGGGGAGCAGCGGCCGCGCGGAGGCGGCGGCGGCGGCGGCAACAGCCCGAGCCCGCGGGCGGCGGCGCGGGCGCCUGCAGCUGGGUAGCUGCGCGCGGUGCGGCGCGGCGGUGGCGGGCAGCGCUCGACUAUGCCGGUCCCGGGGCUGGAUUGAAACCACUUGGCUCCACCGCUGGACUCAAGCUGGGAGGGGGCGCCAGCGCACCCAGGACGCUGUGCCCAAAGAGACCCCACGCUAAACUGCAAACUAAAGCCCCCCCGCCCCCCCCACCUCCCCGGGUCAAACACAGUCCCGCACCCGGUCGCAGCUGCCACCCCGGGUGUUCCAAAGGCUCCGGCAAAGAUCUGCGCCUCCCGGGUCUCCCCACCCGCCAACCUGAUUGCACCGAAUCGCUACCGCUGGCCCCCGUCAGACUUCGCCUGGCAGUCGGCUUCAUCGAACUUGAUUUCUCACCUCCUGAGCCCCAUCACCUCCAUCCUCAUUCCCCCGUCUCGCCUCCACCCCCCCCAAUUUCCUCCUCCUCGCCCCUCAUUUCCACCCUCCUCCCCCUCCCCCGGCCACUUCGCUAACUUGUGGCUGUUGUGAUGCGUAUUCCCGUAGAUCCGAGCACCAGCCGGCGCUUCAGCCCCCCCUCCAGCAGCCUGCAGCCCGGCAAGAUGAGCGACGUGAGCCCGGUGGUGGCUGCGCAGCAGCAGCAGCAGCAGCAACAGCAGCAGCAGCAGCAGCAGCAGCAACAGCAGCAGCAGCAGGAGGCGGCGGCGGCGGCGGCGGCGGCAGCGGCGGCGGCGGCGGCGGCAGCGGUGCCCCGGUUGCGGCCGCCGCACGACAACCGCACCAUGGUGGAGAUCAUAGCUGACCUCCCGGCCGAGCUCGUCCGCACCGACAGCCCCAACUUCCUGUGCUCCGUGCUGCCCUCGCACUGGCGCUGCAACAAGACCCUGCCCGUGGCCUUCAAGGUGGUAGCCCUUGGAGAGGUACCAGAUGGGACUGUGGUUACUGUCAUGGCGGGUAACGAUGAAAAUUAUUCUGCUGAGCUCCGAAAUGCCUCUGCUGUUAUGAAAAACCAAGUAGCAAGGUUCAACGAUCUGAGAUUUGUGGGCCGGAGUGGACGAGGCAAGAGUUUCACCUUGACCAUAACUGUCUUCACCAAUCCUCCCCAAGUAGCCACCUAUCACAGAGCUAUUAAAGUUACAGUGGAUGGACCCCGGGAACCCAGAAGGCACAGACAGAAGCUUGAUGACUCUAAACCUAGUUUGUUCUCUGACCGCCUCAGUGAUUUAGGGCGCAUUCCUCAUCCCAGUAUGAGAGUAGGUGUCCCGCCUCAGAACCCACGGCCCUCCCUGAACUCUGCACCAAGUCCUUUUAAUCCACAAGGACAGAGUCAGAUUACAGACCCCAGGCAGGCACAGUCUUCCCCACCGUGGUCCUAUGACCAGUCUUACCCCUCCUACCUGAGCCAGAUGACUUCCCCGUCCAUUCACUCCACCACCCCGCUGUCUUCCACACGGGGCACCGGGCUCCCUGCCAUCACCGACGUGCCCAGGCGUAUUUCAGGUGCUUCAGAACUGGGCCCUUUUUCAGACCCCAGGCAGUUCCCAAGCAUUUCAUCCCUCACUGAGAGCCGCUUCUCCAACCCACGAAUGCACUAUCCAGCCACCUUUACUUACACCCCGCCAGUCACCUCAGGCAUGUCCCUCGGUAUGUCCGCCACCACCCACUACCACACCUACCUGCCACCACCCUACCCCGGCUCUUCCCAAAGCCAGAGCGGACCCUUCCAGGCCAGCAGCACUCCAUAUCUCUACUAUGGCACUUCGUCAGGAUCCUAUCAGUUCCCCAUGGUGCCGGGGGGAGACCGCUCUCCCUCCAGAAUGCUCCCGCCAUGCACCACCACCUCGAAUGGCAGCACGCUAUUAAACCCCAAUUUGCCUAACCAGAAUGAUGGUGUUGACGCUGAUGGAAGCCACAGCAGUUCCCCAACUGUCUUGAAUUCUAGUGGCAGAAUGGAUGAAUCCGUUUGGCGACCGUAUUGAAAUUCCUCAGCCGUGGCCCAGGGGUAUCUGGGAGCCACAUCCCAAAUGUCUCAAUAUAUACAUAUAUAUAGAGAGAGUGCGUAUAUAUGUAUAUCGAUCAGCUAUCUACAAAGUGCCUAUUUCUUAGAAGAUUUUUCACUCACUCGGUCAUGCUCUUGCAACCGUAAGAGGGUAGCUGUUGAGAAGCAAAAGGCCCGAGAGAGACAAUCAUAAUCAGGUUUCAGGUUGUUUUUGAUCUAUUUUUUCUUUAAAUAGAAACACACCACACACACACACACACACACACACACACACACACUUACACUUUUACAAACAAAAGCAAAAAGGUGUUUUUGUCACUGUUGUUUGGUCUGUUAUCAAUAACCUGUUCAUAUGCCGAUUCAGAGAGGUGGACUCCAGGUUCAGGAGGAAGAAGAGCAAAGCGCUUCCUCUCUGCUCAAACCACACGUCCUCACGGGUGCAGCCGCGUGAGGCCCGUGCACCUGCAGACCUGCUGGCAGAGCCAGUUGCGGUGCACGCAAAGGGAAGGAGGCAGCGUGGACGCUUCCGUGGCAGUGUAACUGUUCCCAACCUGGCCUUCAGACUGGCUGCAAGGACCCCUUUGAACUGGUCGGUUCAGCUUUUUUUUUUUCUUUCUUUUCUUUUUUCCUACUUUAAGAAAGUGACUUCAAAAAUACUGAUCAGGAAAGGUUAUUUUGUUUUACUUUUUUGUACUUUUUCCUCCCCUUUUCCCAUUUAACCAAAAAGAAAUACCAUCCUGAAACCCCUCUCCUCCUUUUAUGCAAAACUGAAAAUGGCGAUACCUUAUUUUAGCCAUAAUGAUAUAGAUAGUGUUUGUGUUGGCUGUGUGUUAUUGUGUUUUUUUUUAAAUUAUGAAUAUGUGUAAAAUCUGAGGUAACUUGCUAAGUGAAUGGUCAUAUAACUUUAAAGAUAUAUUUAUAAUUAUUUAAUGACAUUUGGACCCUUGAAACAUUUCUUAGUGUGUUGACUUCGGUCUCUAAAAGUGCUCUUUAUUAAAUAACAAAUUUCUUCGGGGCUAGAGCCAUACCUGAAAUAUUGCUAAGCAAUUUCAGUUCAUCCGGGCACAAUGUGAUUUUUAAAAAUACUUCCAUCUCCAAAUAUUUUAGAUGUAGCUUGUUUUUGUGAUGUAUGAAGGAAAUGUUCUGUUUAGUUCUUUCAGAUCUUUGAUUGCCUCUAACACAGCUUUGCCUUUUAAAGCAAUAAUUAGGGAUUUUAAAUGACAACUCUUAGCCCUUUAUCACUUAGGUUGCCCUUUAUCAGCAUGAAAUGCUGGAGUGAUGUGGUUUUCCUCAUUUAUUUCAAAUAGCGAUGACUCUUGUCAUAUUAAAAAAAAAAAAAAAGACAAGCACAAGAGAGUCCUUGAACUGCAGAAAACGUUCUGUGGUUUCCUAGCAGAACUCUAAAUCGCCAGGCUGCACAGUGAAGACACAGUGAGCCUACAGCCACACCUGUGGCUAAGGGAGCAGUAAUGAUACACACAGCACAGGAACGCAGAACUGCACCAGCGCUUCCCAGCGCACCCGCCUUACCAAGCAGUAGGUCCGGGGAGCCCCUGGCACCUCUCCACAGAAUUUGCAUUUAAAGGAGCAGAACUAAGCCAUUGCCUUAUGGGAGCAGGGCCCUCUGAAGCAGCAGGCCGGUUCCAGCACAGGGCCGAUCAGAGAACAUACCAGCCUUCAGGGCCCCACAUACAAUCUCCGACAUUCCGAUUUCUCACAGUGGAGGGUAAAGGGAAGGCAAAACUAUGUGGCGUCUGGUGUCUACUACUGUCUAUGAACUUGAGCAAAAGCCCUCCUGUAGGAUGCACUUUGACCUCUCCUGGCGGCCACAUGGCGAAUUCUCAAGUGUGAAUCCUUAAUAAUCCAAGCCAGGACCAUGUCAUGACACCACCAGGCCCAUCCCCGCCCUCCUCCCCGACAGGGCAGGGCCCCUUCGUUUGAAUUCUGUGCCCCUGUUGGCAGAACUGGGUAGAGGUUUGCCUCCAGCCCCCAGGGGCCCCUUGCUCUCUCUAGUGACUCUCAAGCCCACCUUUCUAAGCCGCCCAGUGUUGCAGGACAGCUGGCCAGGCUGUGGGACCUGUGCCUCGCGCCUGGGAGUCCCCCUUGGAAUUCAUCCCGAUUCCUUCUAAUAAGAAUUGAAGGGAAACCAAACCAAAACAAAACACGUUGCCUUCUAAAGGUUGUAUACCAAGUAUGCUUAGAUCAAGAAGCCACUUUUCUAUUACUUAAGGAAGAUGGAAGUAGUAACUGAUACUAUUUAUUGUUUGUGUGUGGUAGCUUGAAGCACGCCACUGUCCAUUUAUUUGUAAGUGUAAAAUGUGUAUGUUUGUUUCAGCAGCACUUAAAGAAGCCAGUGUCUGGUUACACAUUUCAACUUUAAUUAAUUGACAUAAAAAUGUUACCGCCAGUGCCAGCUGUACCCUAUUUAAUAAGAAAAAAAGGUACUAUAUUUGUACGUUAGUUUCUAAUGUAAAAAGGGCUUUUUUAAGUUUACAGUACACAUACCAAGUGACCUUAGGGAUGCUUUUGUGUUGAAAUGCUGUUAUAGUGGCUGCAGGCAGCAACCCAGGAACACUUCAACUUUUUUUUUUCUUCCAUGGGAAACAUUCAAGCACGUCAUCCUUCCACCCUCACUCCAACCACGCCAAUGGGGUAAUUCACAUUUUUAGAUCAAAUUCUGCCCUUUUUUUUGGCCUGGGGGUUAAAUUUUUAUUUUACCUUUUUUUUUUUUUUUUUUUUUAAUGAACCCUUCAUUUGCACUGGGUCACAAGUAUGAUUUGUGAUUCAAAACCAAAGCACAGCCUUACUGCUGCUCUGGCACCACGCACGAGCCAACACUCUGUUUCCUUCAGGUUGAAAGAGCACACAGGUUGCUGGCGUUCACAGCGUGGCCCACAGCCGCUCCUCGGUCCCAGGGUUUCCCCCAGUGUAACCUGUCAGAGCUCCAGAGCAGGCACCACAGCUUUGGCUUUAGAUUGUGAAAUCACAUCCAGCCUGGAACUGGGAGACGCGACAGAUUAGCUAUUGUUUGCUCUUCAGACUGUCUUACCCCCGCCAGAGCCUUUCAAAAAUGAGCAGAGAAAUCCCACGAUCAGGGACCAUCCAUUGCAAAUUCAGAGGGGAGAAGGGUUUUGCUUGCUGGCUUGGAGAGCUCCCUCCAUUCCCAGGAAAGGGACUGACUCAGAGUCCAGGGUAAUACAUGGAAACACAAAGCUUUAGCAAAAAUAUCGAUGAUAUCCGAAAGAAUGAGGACAAAUAAAAUAAAGGUCGGCUCUUCCAAACCUUGAUUUGUUAUUCUUAAAAAAAAGAUAAUGCCUUUAAAAAAUAUUUUCUAUGUGAGGAUUUUUUAGAUGUUUGUUUACUUCAUGUUUACAAAUAACUGUUUGCUUAUUACUGCAGUACUUUGAACUAUAUCAGCAAAAACCAUAACUUACAGUAAUUUCUUAGGUAUUCUGAAUAAAAUUCCAUUUUUUUUUGGAUAUGCUUUACCAUUCUUAGAUUUCUGUGGAACAAAAAUAUGUGUAGCAUUUUGUGUAAAUACGAGCUUUUCAUUUUUAUUUUUUUCCAAUCGCUAUUGCCCAAGAUUUGCUUCCCAUGCACAUAUUGUACAAAUUCUGCUUUGUGCCACAGGUCACGAUUGUGGACGAGUUUACUCUGAACUUCAAAGGGACUAUUUGUAUUGUAUGUUGCAACUGUAAAUUGAAUUAUUUGGCAUUUUUCUCAUGAUUGUAAUAUUAAUUUGAAGUUUGAAUUUAAUUUUCAAUAAAAUGGCUUUUUUUGGUUUUGUUA